AUGCUGCUAUUGAAAAUUAGUUAUUUUUUAUUGCAAAUUUUGAUCGUUGCCAAUUUUUUGUUCAACUCGUCUGAUGGUCGUCGACAUCGUAGGCGAUCCAUUGAGAAUGACUCGCGAUUUUUGGGAUUCGCGUUCGAAGCGCAACCCGUGCGGAACGUCACAGCGACCGGCGCCGUUCGCCUCGAUUGCUCCUACAUUCUGGCGCACGAUCGAUAUGUGCAGAAUGUGCGCGUUGAAUGGAAACGAGAUGGGCUCGCGCUCAAUGAGAAAUCGAAUCCGAGAAUAAAAACAAUUUCGAAUGGAUCGCUUCUGAUCGAGGAACUGAGCACGUCGGAGGAAGGCGUUUAUCAAUGCGCGGUGCACGUGAGCACAGUUCGCGACGGCGAGAACGACCUUUGGACUUUUGUUAGCAGAAAAGCGGCGGUGAAACUUGCUGAUUUGCCAAAAUUUGAGCUUCAACCCGCCUACCGAAGAGCUUAUAAAGGCCAGCCGACGGCUUUUCAUUGUCUGAUUGCAACAAAACCGUCGCCUUCGGUUACUUGGUAUCACAACGAUGAGAUUAUUCGAAGUGGAGGCGAAUUCCACAUUUUGCCGGUGUCGAACACGUUGGAGAUCAGUUCGGUUCAGCAGAGGCACGAGGGCACGUAUAAGUGUACUGUCGAGGGUGCGAUGAAGCGCAGAAGUAGCGUCUCGGCACGAUUGACUGUUGUGAAUGGAGAAGUGCCGAAUGAGCUCACUUUCAUCACUGCUCCGAGAUUGCAAAUUGUUGAAGCUGGUGAUGAGUUCAUUCUUGAAUGUUUGGCAUCGUCGAAGGUCCUUCCGCAAGUUCGAUGGCUGAAAGAUUCGCGACAAAUCAUCGUUGAUGGAAUCCGAAUCCGACGCGUCGGCGUCUCAUCGUUGCUCGUCUCGAAGUCGACGAUCGACGAUAGCGGAUUGUACACGUGUCGUGCUAGCAAUAAUGACGACUCAUUGGAUCGAGCGGUGUCGGUGGAAGUUCGAGCGCCGCCGAAAAUCACAACUCAGCCGGUGGCGGCGAAAAUCGCCGUCGAGACCGCCGAUGUCGAUUUGGAAUGUGUUGCCGGCGGACGGCCCGAAUCGCGCGUGUCGUGGUUCAAAAAUGGCGAGUCGAUAAUCGGCAGCGAGUAUUUUGUGAUCGAGCCGAAUCGAUUGAGGAUUCUUGGCGUCGUCAAAACGGAUCAAGGAGUCUAUCAGUGUAUAGCCGAGAAUGAUGUCGGAUCGGAGCAGGCGAGCGCUCAGCUUUUGGUCGAUAGUCCAGAUUCCUCAUCGGUUGCCGCCUCGUCGGGCCAACCAAAAGUGGCCUCCUCGCCGUUGGGACUUCGUGUGUCGUCGGUUGGCAGUCGAUUCAUAAUGGUCGAAUGGGAUCCGCCGGUGCAGCGCAACGGCAAUAUUAUGCGCUAUCAUGUGUUCUAUAAAGAGAGCUCGAGCGAUCGUGAGCGAAUGAUGAACUCGUCGUCGACGUCCGUCACGUUGUCGUCGCUUCAACCGUCGACGCUGUAUUUGAUUCGAGUGGCCGCUGAAAACGAGGCCGGAAUGGGCAAAUCGAGCGAUUCGUUGAAAGUCUCGACGAAUAAAGAGCAAGCGGUUCCUGGCAAAAUCACCGAUUUGAAUGCGAUCGCGUUGGGUCCCGAAACGAUUGAGAUUAAGUGGAAUCCGCCGGCCGGUGGCCAACCAGCGUUGAGAUACAAAAUAUUUUAUAUGAGAGAUCCGCCGGAGAAGAAUGAGAAGGAGACGCUGAUUACGACGUCGGCGACGUACUACACACUUCAUGGAAUGGACAAAUACACGGGCUACAUGAUUCGAAUUGAGGCGGAAGGCGAGAACGGAAGCGGACUGAGCAGCGACGUUGUGAAGAUUCGAACGCUGUCCGACGAGCCGUCGGCGCCGCCGCAAAACAUCAUGGCCGAAGCGGACAGCUCGACGAGCGUUCGCGUCAGUUGGGACGAGCCGGACACGGAGACGGUGAACGGCGAGAUCACGGGAUAUCGUUUGAAAUAUAAGACGCGAGCGCGCGGCAGCAAAGGCAACACGCUGGUUAUUGACGCGUCGGCGCGCGAGUACACGAUGGGCAAUUUGGAGCCGAACACGCAGUAUCUCAUUCGAUUGGCCGUUGUGAAUCAUAAUGGAACGGGUCCCUACUCGGAUUGGAUUAGUGUCGACACGCCCGGCGAGGAUAAAGAGGAGCGGACACUGGGAGCGCCUCGAGAGAUCCGACCCCACGCCGGAUUGGAUUAUAUUCUUGUGUCGUGGUUGCCGCCGGCCGAUGAGCAGAAUCUCGUGCGAGGCUAUCAGAUCGGAUGGGGUUUGAGUGUUCCCGACACGGAGACGGCGCGUGUUAGCGCGUCGACGACACAAUACAAAAUCACGCGGCUGCACUCGGGACGCGACUACGUCAUUUCGCUUCGCGCCUUCAACAACCUCGGCUCGGGAUUCCCAAUCUAUGAGACGGUGCGAACGCUCUCGCGCGAAUCGCUACCGCAUCGAUUCGGCGACGGUUUCGACGAUUCGGACGAGAUCGGCAACGGCGAGAGUACGCCGGUCGGUGUGCGCGCCGAGGCGCUGUCGGCCACAUCGAUUCGAUUGGAUUGGAGCAAUCCCGACGAGAACGCGUUCAACACGCUCUACACGAUUCGCUAUAGUACAAGUGUCGACGGGAAUCAGCAGCGCUACGUGAACAGCUCCGAGUUGUUCGCGACGAUCGAGGGACUCCGACCGGCGACGGAAUACGAGUUUGCGGUUCGGGCGAUCACCAGCGGCGGGCAGGUCAGCACGUGGAGUCUGGCGACGAGAAACAAAACGUUCGCCGCUCCACCGUCAUCAGCGCCGCGAGACCUGACCGUGUUGCCGGCGGAGUCCGGCGAUCCGCAUUCGGCGUCGCUUCAUUGGCAGCCGCCGAAAUACGCGAACGGCGAAAUCGAGGAGUAUCUCGUCUAUCAUUCGGAUCGCGCCUCGCUCGCCGACAAAGAUUGGACGGUGAGCUAUGUGGCCGGCGACAAAUUAUCGCAUCAGGUCAGCAAUUUGUUGCCCAAAGCCAACUACUUCUUCAAGAUUCAGGCGAGGAAUGAGAAAGGACAUGGUCCGUUUUCGGCUGUCGUCGGCUACACGCCGUCGGGCGGCGCGAUUUUGUCCGGACGCGACCGCGGACGAAAUGGGCACGGAACGAUUGGGGCGGCGUCGGCGAACAGUUUCGACGAUCUCAAACAGAUGUUCGCCGAGAAUCCGCUGUAUCUUCUUCUUCUGAUUGCGAUGGUCCUUAUCAUCAUUCUGUCGAUCAUUCUGAUUCUGAUGUGCUGCUUGAAGAAGACGGGAAGAAAGAAUGGCUAUCAGUCGGCGAAGAAGACGAGCGCCGCUGGCGCUGCCGGCGGUCCCGCCAACGAUCUUUGGAUUAAUGGAACGGGAAGUCAUAUGAGAGCUGGAGCUUCUGACUACAUGGUCGACGGUCUUGCGACGGCUCACCUCACCGCCGUCGACAUCGAAUCGCCGACGCCUCGCUAUCAUCACUUGCAAGGACAAGGAACACUUCAACGAAGCUAUCAUCAGUCGUCGCAGAGUCUUGAAGGAGCUAGGCAGCGAACGCCGCAAGUGGUUUAUACUGGCACCGGAAGGCAUCAGCCAAUUCAUAAGAUUGACUUCUGCGAAUCGCCUUAUGGCUCGUCGUCGGCGAUCGGUUCAGCGGCGACUCCGCCCCUUCCGAUGCAAGCGCCGCCUUCGGGUCCGCCGACGGUUAUCGACGGCUAUCGAACGCUGAGAGGCACACCACCGAACACGGCGAACGCUCUGAGAUCGUUCACACAACUCGCUGGUGCGACACCGCCGCCGUCGAAUCCGUCGAGCGCGGGACGGCCGACGAUCAUUGCCGCCGGCGGUCGACAGGUGCCGGUGGGACGCGCGACGGCUCAGCCGCGAGUCAACGUCGCCAACAUCUACAGUCCCUACGCGUCGUGCUCGUCGGACGCCGGCGAUUCGGAGAAGAAGCACGGAGAGAGCAUGGAGAUGAGAGAGACGCCGACGAAAACGCUCGAGCGUCCGACGACGGCGUCGAUUAAUAUGAUGCCGUCGAAUUCAACGGAAGAGCUGAACGCUCAAAUGGAGAAUCUUGAUACGAUGAUCGAUGAUCUUCAGCAGCUUCAACAUGCGUUCCAAGAAAACCCUUAA
Molecule: messenger RNA, 4173 nt
Organism: Caenorhabditis bovis
Lineage: Eukaryota; Metazoa; Nematoda; Chromadorea; Rhabditida; Rhabditidae
Source: the annotation of a GenBank genome assembly